AUGCUUCACACCGUCACUCAAGAUUCCAGGUGCUGUGUAUGUCCUGAUGGCUGGCUGUGGUGGAUGGAUCACUGCUAUUUCUUCACGAUUGGACUGCAGGAAAACCGUCGGUGGAACGAGAGUGCAGAGUUCUGCCAACAACACAACAGCAGCCUGGCUGUCAUCAAAGACUCUACGGAGAUGGAUUUUAUUCAGGAUGUGAUGAGGAAGUUCUCCAACUUUCCUUUCCUGUGGGUGGGGCUGACAGACACCAAGGAGGAGGGUCAGUGGAUGUGGAGGGACGGGACAGACGUCCAGCACUACAUGCCAUUGAUGGUGGAGUGGGAUGCUGAUGACAGGGACUGUGCAGAUCUGAGGGGAGGCGGGACUCUAUUUGCUGCUGACUGUGAAGCCUACAGACCCUGGGCUUGUAAGAGGGAGUCAUAACAGGCAGCACACAGAUCCUCACACAUUUUAAGGCCUGACAAAAGACUAAGUAAGACAGAAUUUCUAGUCAAGUUGCAGUUCGUGUAUGUGUGCAGUGU
Molecule: messenger RNA, 524 nt
Organism: Amphiprion ocellaris (clown anemonefish)
Lineage: Eukaryota; Metazoa; Chordata; Actinopteri; Pomacentridae
Product: CD209 antigen-like protein E
Exons: 4
Coding region: 1-426 (141 amino acids)
Source: RefSeq, a predicted model, not a curated record